Ilex paraguariensis (yerba mate) is the source of this 1191-nucleotide messenger RNA. The record is from the annotation of a GenBank genome assembly. NCBI's taxonomy places the organism in Eukaryota, Viridiplantae, Streptophyta, Magnoliopsida, Aquifoliales, Aquifoliaceae.
AUGGCUGUCUUCUUCCACUCCACCGCCACCAAGCUCCACCACCUCUGCCGCCAUCUCCGCCUCCACAUCCGCACCUUCGUGGACGCCAAAGUCAAAUGGAUCAGAGAUCCUUACCUCGACAAGGCAGUCCAAAGAGAGAAAAACCUCAAAUCUUUACUCUCUCUCAAAACCUUGAUCAUCUCUCACCCCUCCAAAACUCUACCCAUCUCCACCAUCUCUCCCCAGAAACCCCACCUCAACCUCCCCAUAACCGCCACUAAAUUCUUUCAAAAUUACCCUUCAGUUUUCCAAAUUUUUCAGCCCUCCAAACCCUUGUCCCUCCCUCAUGUCAAACUCACCCUACAAGCUCUCUCUCUCCACAGACAAGAAACCCAAAUUCUAAGCUCGUUGUCUAAUAAAAUAGACUUAGCUGAAAGGCUCGCAAAGCUUUUAAUGCUAACAAAAGCCCAGAAGCUUCCCCUGUAUGUGAUUGAAAAGUUGAAAUUUGAUCUGGGUUUGCCUCAUAAUUACAUUUUAACAUUAUUACCUGAUUUUCCUGAAUAUUUUCAUAUAUGUGAUAUGGGUAUUAAAGAUUCAAAUGGGUACGAAGUAUUUGGGUUGGAAUUGGUUUCUUGGAGAGAUGAUUUAUCUGUUUCAGCAAUGGAAAAGAGGGCAAUGAAUAUGAAUUUUGGGAGUAAAAGGGGAAUGCGUAUUGGGUUUCCGAUGAAUUUUCCGAGGGGGUUUGAUUUGGAGAAAAAAGUGAGGAAUUGGGUUGAUGAGUGGCAAAAUUUGCCUUACAUUUCGCCUUAUGAGGAUGUGUUUCAUUUGGCGCCGAACAGUGAUCAGGCAGAGAAGUGGACAGUUGGGGUAAUUCAUGAGUUGCUUCAUUUGAUGGUGGGGAAGAAGGCAGAGAAAGACAGUGUGUUUUGUUUGGGGGAUUAUUUGGGGUUUAAUAAAAGGUUUAAGAAGGCUUUGGUGCAUCAUCCUGGGAUAUUUUAUAUAUCCAAUAAGAUUAGGACUCAGACUGUGGUUUUGAGGGAGGUGUAUAUGAAGGAUGUUUUGGUUGAGAAGCAUCCGUUGAUGGGAAUGCGUUAUCGCAAGAGGCUUAAGAAACUGAAGAAAAUGAGGAGGAUUGUGGAACAACAUGAGAUUUACUGUUAUUGCAGGAAAUUCAACUAUGCAGUCGAACAAACAGAGCCAGUAGUUGAAUAA